Molecule: messenger RNA, 720 nt
Organism: Botrytis deweyae
Lineage: Eukaryota; Fungi; Ascomycota; Leotiomycetes; Helotiales; Sclerotiniaceae
Exons: 3
Coding region: 1-720 (239 amino acids)
Biological process (GO): protein modification process
Cellular component (GO): cytoplasm
Molecular function (GO): protein-L-isoaspartate (D-aspartate) O-methyltransferase activity
Source: RefSeq, a predicted model, not a curated record
AUGUGGAAUUCGGGUUUGAUCCAUAGUGAGAAGAUUAGAGAGGCUAUGAUUUCUGUAGAUCGCGCGCACUACACGCCCUCUGCGUACCUGGCCUACGAAGAUUCUCCACAAUCCAUUGGUCAUGAAGCCACUAUAUCCGCUCCCCAUAUGCACGCCUCUGCUCUCGAAUAUUUACUCCCAUAUCUUGGAGAGGGAAAGAGAGUUUUGGACGUAGGAAGUGGAAGUGGAUACCUAACGGCCGUUAUGGCCGAACUUGUACUUCCCUCAUCAUACUCACAUUCCUCAUGUCGAAAUCGAGCAGGGGCUGAAGCUGAAGGGGAAAAGUGGAAAGUGGUGGGAUUGGAACAUAUAAGAGCAUUGCGGGAUAUGGGCGAGACCAAUGUGAUGAAAAGUGAGAGAGGAAGAAAAUGGCUAGCGGAGAAGAAUGUAGAAUUUGUGGUUGGGGAUGGGAGAGAGGGAUGGAAAGAUCCGGAUGGGGAGGAGGGGUGGGACGCCAUACAUGUUGGAGCCGCGGCGACAGAGAUUCAUGAGGCAUUGAUUGAGCAGUUGAGAAGUCCUGGUCGAAUGUUCAUACCAGUUGAAGAUUCUCGGAGAGGAUUCGGCGGUCAACAUAUCUGGGUCGUGGACAAAGAUGAAGAGGGGAAGGUAUCGAGGGAAAAGUUAUAUGGGGUGAGAUACGUUCCGUUAACCGAUGCCCCGAAGACGGCUUUUGAAUCAUGA